Messenger RNA from Cololabis saira (Pacific saury), 3330 nucleotides. It is a transcript of the gene prrt4b, whose product is annotated as proline rich transmembrane protein 4b. The transcript is spliced from 4 exons. Bases 171 to 2981 code for a protein of 936 amino acids. Lineage: Eukaryota; Metazoa; Chordata; Actinopteri; Beloniformes; Belonidae. The record is from RefSeq and is a predicted model, not a curated record.
AAAGCGUCUCCCCCGCAGCAGCAGCAGCACAGACGCCGCCGGCUGCGGAUCUGCAUCUCCCUCCGUGCGUCCUGCAGGCCAGGUUGUGGAUCCAGACGAACCCGCCUCAGGGAGCAGAGGGAUGGGGACCAACAUGUGACGGUCCACGUCCCCGUCCCCCCGACGACAGCAUGCUCCGCCUCCAUGGGACCAUGACCUUCCUCUUCUGGUACCUUUUGCUGCUGCACCGGCGGGCCCUGGCCGACGAGGAGGCCCUGUGGGGCCCCACGCCGGGGAGGGGAACCCCGGCCGAGAAGAAAUCCGGCUCCUACUGGUGGACCCCCUCCCUGCCCAAGCUGCCGUCCCUCCCCUCUCUGCCGUUCGGCAUCCCUUUCUACGGCGGCUCGGACGAGGCCGGCGCCGCCGCCGGGGGACUGGCGGAGCUGAACCAGACCGGAUCCGGAGACGUACCCACUUCUGAGGAGUCUCAACCGCCAACGAUGAGAACUGAGUCACUUCCCCGGAGGACUUCAGCUUCAGCUCAGAGCGACAACGAGGCCGUUGUUUCCUCCACAACUGGCUUCUUCAGAAGAUCUCCAUCUACCAGCACCGGUACCAGCACCAGCACCGGUACCAGCGCUUCUGCACAACCGAGCCCACUACCGAGCGCCACAGGAGCACCUCAGCUCGCCACGCAGAGCCCCCCAGAGGACACUCCCUCCACAACCCCCCCUGGAACCACAGCUCCCACAGCCCUGACGUGGGUGCCAGUCCAAACCCGGACCCGAACCCCAGGGCUAGCGGUUGCCACGGUGACCGCCACUCAUGUUCUUAGGACCGCCUCCUCAGACGCCACCUUUCAACCCCCUGUAGAUUCCUCGACUGUCAAACAACCGUCCCCGACUGUCCCCCCCCUCUCAGAGGAGGCCACGGGGUCGGGGGCGGGUCCCACUGAGACCCGGGAAGACCCGAGCACCUCAGGGACCGGGACGGGGGAUCCUGAGGAACGGGCAGGGGUGGUCUCCACCUCCACCAGGAUCGAUCGUAAACCGGUUCUGGACUCCACAACAACCCGAUGGGCCGCCCGUCCCACAACCAGAGAGCCGCCGACCGAGGAGGGGGAGGAGUCGGACCGGGACACGACUCCGGCAGACGUCUCCACUCCACCGGUGAAGCUGCUGGACGCACCGACCACAGGUUCUCCGGCGCCGGACUCCGAGGACCCGAUGUCCAGCGUUUCGCCCGGCGCCGCCACCUUGCUCCCAGACUGCAACAGCGAUCGUUCGGGGCUCUGCGGCCCUGACCACGCCCCCAACGCCACCAACCGGUCGGGCGACGCCCCCUCAUCGCCGUCGCCGCCACCGCCGUCUCCGCUCCUGCUGGUGCCGCUGUACCCGGACUGGAGCGGCGCCAUGGCGGUCUGGGGCCGGGCCUGGGACGCCCACGUGUACGGCGCCGGCUGCGUCUUCGCCGCACUGGCGCUGGCGGCGGCGCUCAACCUGCUGUGCCUGCCGCUGCGCUGCCCGUCGGGCUGCGGCUACUUCGCCCUGGUCAGCCUGUUCCUGCUAGCCGCCGGCGCCACUCGCUCCUUCUCACUGCUCUACGACCCCUACGGCCGUCACGGCCGCGUCCCGUCCGCCGAGGCCCGGCUGCUGCUCGCCGAGGCACCGUUUCCGUGCCUGACGGCGGCGUUCGGACUCGUCUUCCUGCUGCUGUCGAUGCGCUCUCGCAUGCAGCUAUCCUACUCCGCCUUCCAGCGCCCGUGCGUCCUAGCGCUGCUGGUGACGCUGCACUUCGCCGCCGCCUUUGGCCCCGUCACCCUGCUGCGGUUCUACCGCCAGAAGCCGCCGCUCUGCCUCUUCCUGUCCCUCGUCUCGCGCGGCGCCUUCGUGGCGCUGGCUAGCUUCCUGUCCGCCGCCUACUUCGUGUUCUACGUGUACGUCCGCGCCGACGCCAAGCACAUCUACCACCUGAACAACACGUCGCCCACGCCGGCCGAGCGCUACAACCGCUGCCCCUUCGCCGAGAGCCGCGACUGGAACCGGGCGGCGGCCACCGUGUGCCUGGCGGCGGCGUUCUCGUUAGCAUGUGCCGGGCUCCAGCUCUACGCCAUGCUGACGGCCGUGGGCGUGGCCGGCGGGGAGGGCGGGUUCCGGCCCUGGCCCUGGUGGGGUUUCCAGCUCGCCUGCCGGCUGUGCGAGCUGGGCGUGGCGCUAUCGCUGGCGGCGGCGGUGGCCGCGCCCAUCUACUGCUCCGACCAGCCGCCCGGCGGCGCCGCCGGCUGCUGGACCGAGCUGCUGGCGGCCAAAUCCCCCAUCAUGCCCGGCGGCAGCUACCAGUGGGCGCUGAGCCCGCGGGAGAAGCUGGCCAUCGUGGACGGCGCGGGGCUGGGCGAGACGGAGAGCCUGCCGCUCUACACGCUGAUGGACGAGCGGCUGGCCGGCAGCCUGAACGGCCUGGACCUGCUGUACCACAGCAACCGGGCCCUGGCCUACCGGGACCUGGACCUGGACCCGGACCCGGAGAAGCCCGGCGUGCCCUCAGGCGGCUCCUCCUUCGCUAGCGACUCCACCGCCGACUUACGCCCGCCGUCGCCCAUCAACCUGCGCCGCAGCAUCGACGAGGCGCUCUUCAGCGACGCCCUGUUUCCCAUGAGCCUCUUCGGCCCGGCGGGCCUGUACCGGACCUCGUCCUGCUCCGAGGUGGCGUCCGGGGCCGGGCCGGGUCAGGGCGACGCCCCCCUCGCCCCCGCCGCCGCGUCGCCGCCGUCCAGCGGCUCCUGGAGGGGAAGCACCUCCUCCUGCUCGCUGGUCCUGUGUCCGGCGCCGGAGCGGCCCGCCAGGCCGCGCCCCCCGGCACCGCCGGUGCCGCCCAACCCGCCGGGCCCAUACCGGCCUCUGGGGGCGCCGUCGAGCCCGGAUCGGUGCGUCCAGCAGGAAUUCAUCACCGUCUGCCGGCAGAUCGACGCCCUGAGCAUCUGCAGCGAAACCAUCGACCUAUAGACUAUCAAUGACUGAUUUGAUUGAUUCGUCCCGUGUCUUUACUCUCCAGCACGCCGGCUUCACAUCUUAAGAGUCUCAAAAGUGCCAAGAGGAUUAUUUGUACAUUUUACAUGUUCAAAAGAUUUGUACAAAAUGUUUUUAACUGCGCUCCAACAUUCCGAUAGAACAGCUGAGUUAAAUACUGAGGCGACUCAGAACGCGGCGCCGCGCGCCCUCUGCUGGCCGACAUCAGCAAGCUCCACUCCUCUAUCCCAUAAACAGCAUCCUCCGCCUCCGACUGGUGUACUAAUUUAUUUAUGUUUGAAUAUAACUCUAUUGCUCUAUUUGUCGUUUAAUAAACUUUGCUUUU